Messenger RNA from Magnolia sinica, 2586 nucleotides. RefSeq lists its product as uncharacterized. The record is from RefSeq and is a predicted model, not a curated record. The coding region runs from base 166 to 1689 and encodes 507 amino acids. NCBI's taxonomy places the organism in Eukaryota, Viridiplantae, Streptophyta, Magnoliopsida, Magnoliales, Magnoliaceae. The transcript has 8 exons.
CCACUUCUCCACCUGGGCGCAUUAAGGACAAGAAAAUUAUCGCCCGGAAGUCCUCUUUUCAUCUUCGGACCUCAAUCUAGAGAGAGAGAGAGAGAGAGAGAGAGGAAUAGGGAAGAGAACCCUAGAUUUCUCAAAUCCGAAUAGAAGAAAAGGUACACGUCUGCAAUGGAAUCCAGUUUGCAAUCUCGGUCCCCGGACAAUUAUGACGUGAAGCCAUCAUUUCGAAAGCCCUCAAAUGAUGCGGCUAAUAGAAAGUAUCGCCGUCGCUCACCUAUUGGUGGAUCUGCUUCAUCUUCAUCUGAUGGCAGCCCUAGGCGUGAUCGGAGCUAUAGUCCAAGUUACUCUAGGGAAGAACCCACCAAGACAUCUGAUGAUCGGCGCAAAAAGGACGAUGGAAGGGAUUUGGACAGGGAUUCCAUUCGUAAUCGACCUGGGAAAGAUAUUGAUUCAUACAGAUAUUCUGAAAGACAGUCCUAUGGGAAUUCUCAAGAUCACCGUAGGCAUGAUGAUUAUAGUAGACAUCAUAGGCAUGCUGAUGAAGAUGAGAGAAGUUACCAGAGGUCCUCUCGGGUUGGUCGAGAGUCACGAGGGAGCACUCGUUCUGAUUAUACAAGACAGGAAAAUGAUCAUGACAGGGCCACCAGGGAAGAUUGGCGAAAUGGAGACAAGUAUUCUCGAGAUAGACCUGAUGAUAGGGGGCAUAGAAAGGAAAAGGAAAGAGAAGCUGCUGUUUCAGAGCGCCAUAGAGACAAGGAUGUUUCCUCUGACAGAAACACGGAUGAUAUGAAGACAGGUGAGCGGGAUAGGCAUCGGGAUAGAGUUGAGAGAAAAGAUCACCGGAGGAGUUCAGGAGAUUACCGGAAUGAUCAUGCAAAAGACUCAACUAUGAGUAGGGAUGUUGGUGUUAGUCGCUCGAAGGAAACUCACAAGAGUAGCAAUAAGGUUAUUGAAGGGCAGAAAGAAGAUAUGACUCAAAAGAGGAAACAUGAUGAUAGGGAACGUGACAGGCACAAGGAGCGAUAUGAUAGAGAUCGAGAGGAGCACUUCGAAAAUGGUAAUAGAAGUUCAUCCAGUUAUAGAGGGAGGGAUUCCAAAAAUGAACAGUAUCAGGACAAAACCAUUGAUGUGAAUGAAGAUGAAGAUUCUGCAGCGAAAAAGCUUAAGUCAAGUCAUUCAGACAAGGCCACUGAUUGUGCUGAAGAUGGGCAAAUGCUUUCUAAGUCUAGCAAAUUGGAGGAAAAACCAGCUUCAAGCUCAAAGCAGGUUCAUCAGGCUGUUGGCAAAUCGACUUCUGAACCUAGCCAUUCUUCUGCCAGUGAGGCUGAGGUUGCUCAUGAUUUGAAUGCUGCUAAGGUUGCUGCAAUGAAAGCUGCUGAAUUAGUAAAUAGGAACCUUGUAGGGGGUGGAUAUAUGUCGACUGACCAAAAGAAGAAGCUACUGUGGGGAAGCAAAAAGAACGCUGCUGUUGAAGAGUCGGGCAAUCGCUGGGAUAUGCCAUUGUUUUCUGAUCGAGAACGGCAGGAGAAAUUCAACAAACUCAUGGGUGUGAAGGGAGAUCUGAAGCCAGAGAACAUAACCAACGACAAAGACCGAGCAGAGAAGCAGGAGCAGCUCCAGCUGGAGUUAGAGAAGCAAUACACUGCUGGGCUCCGUCGGAGAGAUGGCCGCACAGUUGGACUGGGCCUGUAAUAAUUGCUACCGUCCCUUCUCUCCUUCGUACUCUUAAGACAAUGCUUGCAUGUAGAAAGUCUCAGAGUCCUUGGAUCCCACCACCCGCUCCAAGUGGGCCCGCAUGUAGGUUAGCUCACCAUUGGAUGAGCCUGCCUCGUUGCUAGGGAGCACACCUGCGCCCAUUGAUACGGCGUGGAGCAGUUGCAUGACAUUGAGGUCCUCGUCCGUUGGCUCGCGCUUCACACCGUAGCCCGUCUUCCGGCCAUUGCAAUACAUUGUCCAUACAGGCUCGUCGAUGAGCCUGGUCUUGUCGGCAGACCGCUUCUCACACUCGAGCGCGAUCCGCACGAGGCCGGAUGCCAUGUCUUGGAGGAGCUUGGCGGUUGGGAUGGUGAGCUCGAGCAGCAGCAUCGGGAGGCACCUGGGCUUUUCUUGGAUGGCUAGGGUAACCCGAGCCUUGUGGUAGCCGAAGAGUGUACCAGUCAUCCGGAUCCCACCAUGGAUGUGCUUGUCGUGCAGCCCGCUGCGGGGGUGGGUGGUUGGGAGCUUGCAGUUGUUGGGGGCAAUGAUAGGGAAUGACCGGAGAGCAGAACGGAAGAGUCGGAAUACCUUUGAGGAUUUUGACUUCCGUUUAGGGGAAGGUUGUAGAAGGGACACAGGUGAGCGGGCCGGUGAGGGCACGGUCUCUGGCACGAUGGUGCUGGUUGGCUGCGGCUGUCGCUGCAUUGUGUGCUGGUCUGGUGCGCGGGUGGGAGCUUUGCUAGGAAAUGGCGCAUGCAUGGGUGGGAUGUGGGGAUGGGUUUCUUAAAGAGGUGGGGUGGUGCGCUGCACGUUUGUUUAUUUUUGUUUUUAUUUUUAUUUUUAAUUUUUAGAAACUGCUGUUUGGUAUUUUUAUUUAUAUGGACUGUGUACGGA